AAGGAGAGUUUUUAUUAUAAUUUAUAAUCAAUCCCUAUUAAUAUACUCCAUCUCCAUCUCAUAUAGAUAAAGUAUUCGUGAAAAACGUGAAACAAAGUUACUGAGAAAUUUAAUUGCAAUUAGCGUUUGAAUUCCACCGUCCACGACCACCACACAAUCUGCUAAACUUCCUCAACUAGCACUAGCAGUCCUUGCGCCUCUGUUUCCCUUAAAUUAACCACCAUUUCAUUUCUUCAAGUCAACAACUCUGAGAGAGAGAGAGAAUGGAGAAAGCAAUCAACAGACAGAGAGUUCUGCUGGAGCAUUUGCGACCCACUUCCUUUUCUCGCCAUAACCCUCAAUCUUCUCUCUCCCAUUCCAUAUGUUCGGCGGGGGAUGGUGGUGCCUAUCAAAGAACAACGGCUUUCGGAGAUGACAUUGUUAUCGUUGCAGCUUAUCGAACUGCCAUAUGCAAAGCUAAGCGAGGGGGGUUCAAGGAUACCCUUCCAGAUGAUUUGCUUGCCACUGUACUAAAAGCGUUGAUCGAGAGAACAAAUCUUAAUCCUGCUGAGGUGGGAGAUAUAGUUGUAGGAACAGUCCUGGCUCCAGGUUCACUCAGAGCUAUUGAGUGCCGGAUGGCAGCUUUCUAUGCCGGCUUUCCUGAUUCCGUACCUCUCAGAACAGUCAAUAGACAAUGUUCUUCUGGUCUCCAGGCUGUUGCUGAUGUCGCUGCCUUCAUAAAAGCUGGAUAUUAUGAUAUAGGCAUUGCUGCUGGAUUGGAGUCUAUGUCGGUAGACAAUGUUGAUAGGUUCAAGUCAGAUAACCCAAAAAAAGAGAGUUUUAUUCAAGCUCGUGACUGUCUCCUUCCAAUGGGUAUUACUUCUGAAAAUGUUGCAGAACGCUUUGGAGUAACUCGGGAAGAACAGGAUCAAGCUGCUGUUGUCUCUCAUCAACGAGCUGCUGCUGCAAGGGCAGCCGGGAAGUUUAAAGAUGAAAUCGUUCCAGUUUCUACUAAGAUUGUUGACCCAAAAACCGGUGAGGCAAAACCUGUUAUAAUCUCAGUAGAUGAUGGGAUUCGACCAACCACAAACAUGAGGGACCUGGCAAAAUUGAAGCCUGCAUUCAAGAGCAACGGAACUACAACAGCUGGAAAUGCAAGUCAGGUGAGUGAUGGUGCAGGAGCUGUUCUGCUGAUGAAACGAAGUUUAGCUAUGCAAAAGGGGCUUCCAAUUCUUGGCGUAUUUAGGAGUUUUGCUGCUGUGGGUGUGGAGCCUGGCGUUAUGGGUAUCGGCCCAGCUGUUGCUAUCCCAGCUGCAGUCAAGUCAGCUGGUCUCGAACUUAAGGACAUUGACUUGUUCGAGAUAAAUGAGGCGUUCGCUUCCCAGUUCGUAUAUUGCUGCAAAAAGCUAGACCUUGAUAAUGAAAAAGUAAAUGUAAAUGGAGGAGCAAUGGCCCUUGGACAUCCCUUGGGAGCUACAGGGGCUCGUUGCGUUGCUACAAUACUUAAUGAGAUGAAACGUCGUGGCAAGGACUGUCGAUUUGGCGUCAUAUCCAUGUGCAUAGGAUCAGGCAUGGGUGCUGCUGCUGUUCUUGAAAGAGGGGAUUGUGUCGACGAACUCACCAAUGCCCGCUCAACUGGUGGAAGCACCUUCUUGUCCAAGGAUGCAAAAUAAUGUACUAUGCUAUGUUUCGCUUUGAAAUAUUGAUAGAACAGGCGUGUGAUUUGUACUAGCAAUCCUUGCAUGCAUCUCUUAUUAAUAAUCGAAAUAUGGUCUUGUGGCAUUUAUCAAAUAGUCACAGAAAAUUUCUCCAUUUGAGGGGACUCCUUUUCCGGAGAUAUCAUUGGUUACUUUGGUUGGUAAUAAAAUAUAGUCACAGAAAGUUUCUCCA
Messenger RNA from Salvia miltiorrhiza (redroot sage), 1869 nucleotides. RefSeq names its product 3-ketoacyl CoA thiolase 1, peroxisomal-like. The record is from RefSeq and is a predicted model, not a curated record. Gene Ontology annotation, cellular component: peroxisome. Gene Ontology annotation, molecular function: acetyl-CoA C-acyltransferase activity. The transcript has 14 exons. The coding region runs from base 264 to 1652 and encodes 462 amino acids. Gene Ontology annotation, biological process: fatty acid beta-oxidation; phenylacetate catabolic process. Lineage: Eukaryota; Viridiplantae; Streptophyta; Magnoliopsida; Lamiales; Lamiaceae.